Molecule: messenger RNA, 486 nt
Organism: Histoplasma capsulatum G186AR
Lineage: Eukaryota; Fungi; Ascomycota; Eurotiomycetes; Onygenales; Ajellomycetaceae
Exons: 5
Coding region: 1-486 (161 amino acids)
Source: RefSeq, a predicted model, not a curated record
AUGUCGAAAGACACUUACAGUGUAGUCCCGAACAAGAGAAGCAGAAAGGAAACGGCAAAUCGAAACGAAGGACAAAUUUCAUGCCGGGAAACCAGCAAAGACACAUUGCCAGAAGACACGAUAUGCAGGUAUAAGAGUGGGCAACAGACCUAUUUGCCGUAUCUGGGAGUUUCCAUGGUGAAGGAACUCUACGAGCUAGCUGUCGGAAUACAAAUUGGAGCGGCGACGGUAUUCAAGGGAAUUGAAGCCGUUGACGAAGCGAAUACAGCCAACCAAAGAUACACCCAAGAAAUGAAAUCCCCUCUAGGACGAUACGACGCAAACCGCAGCAAAGCUCAGCGAGGGAUGGAACACCCGAUUUUGCGCAAAUGGCACCAGGCUCUCAGUGCAUGCGGCAAACAAUGCAGCGCUGAUUGGGACCUGGGGACUCGGGCGGUUAUGGAUUUAUACUCUCCGCCGCGGGUUCUCAAGGGAUGUUCUGCAUAA